Brassica napus (rape) is the source of this 3018-nucleotide messenger RNA. RefSeq names its product receptor-like protein kinase At5g59670. Gene Ontology annotation, biological process: protein phosphorylation. Gene Ontology annotation, molecular function: protein kinase activity; ATP binding; protein binding. The record is from RefSeq and is a predicted model, not a curated record. NCBI's taxonomy places the organism in Eukaryota, Viridiplantae, Streptophyta, Magnoliopsida, Brassicales, Brassicaceae. The transcript is spliced from 13 exons. Bases 110 to 2746 code for a protein of 878 amino acids.
GUAAAGUCUUUCUUUUAGUGUGCGAUUCGGGUUUGCUUGUUUUUUCACUAUUUAUCUUUCAUAGCUUAGCCAACGGGUUAGCUGAGUUUUCUUUUUAAGUUAAGAGAGUAUGGAGAGUUGUUGUGAUAGGGUUUUGUUGGUUCUAAUCGCAACUUCGGCAUUAAUCAUUCAUACUAUUUAUGCUCAAGACCAAGACCAAGAAGAUUUCAUCAAUUUGGAUUGCGGGUUACCCUCGUAUGAAAGGUCUCCUUAUAAAGCUUCUACUGGAUUGUGGUUCUCUUCGGACGAAAAGUUCAUACAGAGCGGAAACACUGGUCGAAUCCGAGAAAUUCCUGUGGGUUUCACAAAGCAAUACGAGACGCUGAGAUACUUUCCAAAUGGAUCACGAAACUGUUACAAUCUGAGUGUGGAUAAGGGACGUAAAUAUUUGAUCAGAACUGUUUUUUUGUAUGGAAAUUACGAUGGUCUUAACAUUAAACCGGUCUUCGAUAUUUAUCUUGGACCUAAUCUAUGGGCCACCAUAGAUUUGGUGACAAGGGUGAAUGGUACACAGCCAGAAAUCUUACACAUCCCAACAUCAAGCUCGUUGCAGAUUUGUCUUGUUAAGACUGGCACAACUACACCGGUAAUAUCCACUUUGGAAUUACGGCCGAUGGUAAGUAGUUCUUCUUAUAUGACGGAAUCUGGCUCCUUGAAACUUUACAACCGGUAUUAUCUUAACAAUACAGGAUAUCGUAUACGGUACUCCAGCGAUGUAUAUGAUCGCAUAUGGCUUCGGCUCUUCAUGAAGGAAUGGACACAGAUAUCAACCUCUUUGAAUGUGAACAAUUCCAACCGUUAUGUUCCACCACAAGUUGCACUAAAAAACGCCGCCACGCCUACUAAUGCGAGUGCGCCAUUGACGAUUGAAUGGAGCUCAGAAAAGGCUGAUGACCAAUAUUACCUGUACUCACACUUUGCUGAGAUCCAAGACCUGCAAACAAAUGAAACCAGAGAAUUCAACAUGGUAUGGAAUGAAAACCUUUAUUAUGGUCCUCUAAUUCCAAACAAGCUUCAGUUAACUACUAUUCGAAGCCAGUCACCCACAACUUGCAAAGGAGGAAAAUGCAGCUUUCAACUGAUAAGAACCAACAGAUCAACUCUUCCACCUCUACUUAAUGCUUUUGAAAUCUACACUGUUAUUCAGUUUCCACAGUCCGAGACAGAUGAAAGCGACGUGGCUGCUGUAAAAGACAUUGAAGCCACAUAUGGAUUGAGUAGACUCAACUGGCAAGGUGAUCCAUGCGUCCCUCAACAGUUUAGGUGGGACGGUUUAAACUGCAGCAACACGGAUAUGUCCACGCCACCAAGAAUCACUACUUUAAACUUGUCUUCAAGUGGUUUAGCUGGAACCAUAGCCGCUGUCGUUCAAAAUCUUACGCAACUAGAAACACUGGACUUGUCGAAUAAUAACUUGACUGGAGGGGUGCCAGACUUUCUAGUCAACAUGAAAUCAUUGUUGGUCAUAAACUUAAGCAGAAACAAUCUCACUGGUUCGAUUCCUCAAGCUCUUCAAAGGGAAGGACUAAAACUAUUCGUCGAAGGAAAUCCAAGGCUUUGUCUCUCCGAUUCAUGUGCAAAACCACAGAAGAACAAAAAGAUUGUGCCAGUUGUUGCAUCAGUUGCUUCUGCAGCCAUCGUUAUUGUUGUAUUGGUUGUUUUAUUCGUACUCAAAAAGGGAAAGUCAGCGAUCCUACAAGGUCUACACCUUCUACCGAGGACGUCAACUAUGAAUGCUACAUUUGCUGAAAAGAACAGCAGAAGGUUCACAUAUUCAGAGGUCAUCAAAAUGACAAAUAACUUCCAAAGAAUUUUAGGUAAAGGAGGGUUCGGCAUGGUGUAUCACGGUUUUGUAAAUGGUUCUGAACAAGUGGCUGUUAAAGUACUCUCUCAAUCUUCAACUCAAGGAUAUAAAGAAUUCAAAGCAGAGGUUGAUCUUCUUCUGAGAGUUCACCAUACACAUUUGGUGAGUCUAGUCGGGUAUUGCUACGAAGGAGAUAACUUGGCUCUCGUUUAUGAGUUUCUUUCCAAUGGAGACUUAAAACAACAUUUGUCAGGAAAAGGAGGUAGAUCCAUCAUCAAUUGGAGUACUCGACUACAAAUAGCUUUGGAGGCAGCAUCAGGAUUGGAGUAUUUACAUAUUGGAUGCACACCACCAAUGGUUCAUAGAGAUAUUAAAACUGCCAACAUAUUGUUGGAUGAGAAUUUGAAGGCUAAACUUGCUGAUUUUGGACUCUCUAGAUCUUUCCAAGGUGGGGGUGAAUCCCACGACACGGCAGUUGCUGGUACUCUAGGAUACCUUGAUCCUGAAUAUAACCAUUCAGGUCGACUGGGUGAGAAGAGUGAUGUGUAUAGUUUCGGUAUAGUGUUGUUGGAGAUGAUCACAAACCAACCUGUGAUUAAUCAAACCUCUAACAAUUCCCACAUAACACAAUGUGUUGGCUUUAAGCUUAACCGAGGUGAUAUUGCUGAGAUUAUGGAUCCAAACCUUCACAAAGAUUACGACUUUAAUUCUGCAUGGAGAGCUCUUGAGCUGGCAAUGUCAUGUGCAAAUCCUUCUUCUUCAAAGAGACCAUCCAUGUCUCAGGUUAUUAACGAGAUAAAAGAGUGCCUUGUGUGUGCAAAGUCGGGGAUAGGUAAGAAUCUAGAAUUGGAACCCCAAGAAAUAAUGAGCUCAGACACUUCCAUGGUUCCCAUGGCAAGAUAAUUUUGAGUGUUUUGUUCUUGUGUCACCAAUAAUGAUAUAGCUACAUUUUUAGCGAAUAUCUGUAAGCUAUUUAAAGACCGUAACUACUAAAUUGCGUAUGGUCUUGAAGAUAAACUCGAAGUCUACAUAUAAUCUUCAUUUUGCUUUGAUAAAUAAGAUGUCCAGACCAUAAAAUUCUCUAUUGUUUUGUUUUCUUCUCGUGUCUUGAGUACCACGAAACAUGUCAUUUUUUCUUUCACCUUCGAUAUUUCAAAGAUCAUUUAUAUCUGUUA